This is a messenger RNA of Geodia barretti, 219 nucleotides long. The record is from the annotation of a GenBank genome assembly. Lineage: Eukaryota; Metazoa; Porifera; Demospongiae; Tetractinellida; Geodiidae.
AUGGCCAUCGUUCUGAUGGAAGAAGUGCUCAUGGGACUGGAAGACGCCAAGGAUUCGUUGGAACAGGCCGUUCUAACGCUGGAAGGCAUGACCGAAGACAUGCAUCCCGAUAUGGCGGAUUUGAAGGAAGUCAUUGAGCAGACGCUGGUGCUGCCUCUGCAGUCUCGUGCCGCGGUACUGGAUACCUUGUUGGAAGAGGUCGCCGAUACCAUUUCAUAG